Molecule: messenger RNA, 1647 nt
Organism: Fonsecaea erecta
Lineage: Eukaryota; Fungi; Ascomycota; Eurotiomycetes; Chaetothyriales; Herpotrichiellaceae
Exons: 1
Coding region: 1-1647 (548 amino acids)
Molecular function (GO): NADP binding; flavin adenine dinucleotide binding; N,N-dimethylaniline monooxygenase activity
Source: RefSeq, a predicted model, not a curated record
AUGGGAUCUCUCGCCUCAGACUCGGGCCGUGUUGAUGCGAUCGUUAUUGGAUGUGGCUUCUCUGGCAUCUAUCAACUCCACAAACUUAAGGAGGCCGGAUUCAACGCUCGUCUAUACGAAGCGGGAUCCGGGCCUGGUGGCAUUUGGUACUGGAAUUGCUACCCUGGUGCACGAGUCGACACCCCAGUGCCGACGUACCAGUUGACAUCCGCCGAUAGCUGGACUGGAUGGAACUGGUCUCAGCGCUUCCCGGACUGGUCAGAGCUUAGGACCUAUUUCCAACACCUCAUAAAAGUCUGGGAUCUUACCGACCUUAUCACUUUCAACACUCGUGUACAGAGUAUGCAAUGGGAUGAUCAAUCUCAUGAAUGGCGACUUUCCCUGGAAAGUUCAACCACCGGCGAAGAGGGUGAGGCUGUCGCCCGCAGCGUUGUCGUUUGCACCGGUUUCGGGUCGAAACCCUAUAUUCCCGAUUUCAAGGGAAUCGAAAAGUUUAAGGGCGAGCUGUACCACACCGGCUUGUGGCCUCAGACAGGAGUCAACAUGGAGGGAAAGCGUGUUGCUAUCAUCGGUACAGGUGCAAGCGGAGUCCAGCUUAUUCAAGAGGCUGCCAAAGAGGCGAAGCAUCUCACCGUGUUCCAGCGAACGCCCAAUACGGCCUUGCCCAUGAGGAAUGAUCUGUACGACAAGACAAUGAACGAUGAGUGGAAAAAGACAUUCCAACACACCAAGGACAUGAUUCUCAAGACAUAUGCUGGGUUCGACUAUGAGUUCAACCCAGAGUCUGCUCUUAAAGUGUCCCCUGAAAUCAAGGCGGAGUUCUAUAAGAAUCUCCUCUCGAGCGGAGGUUUACAUUUCUGGCUUGGAACCUAUUCCGAUGUCCUCUUCAAUGAGGAGGCCAACAAUGAGGCCUACGAGGUCUGGAGACAGAGCGUAUUACCUCGUAUCAAGGACCCUCGGAACCAGGAGAUUUUGGCCCCUAAAGUGCCUCCGCAUCCCUUCGGUACCAAGCGAAUCAGUCUCGAAAAGGGCUACUUUGAGGUUUUCAAUCAAGACAACGUCGACCUAAUCAGCCUCGUGGACAACCCAAUCACUGAAGUUACCGAAAACAGCAUUAAGACGGCAGAUGGUACGGUGGUUGAGGUCGACAUGAUCUGCGCGGCGACAGGAUUUGACAGCGUCACAGGUGGAAUCACCGCGAUUGAUAUUCGAGGUGUUGACCCUAAGCAAACAAUCAAGGAUAAGUGGAGCACUGGGACCUAUACACUAUUCGGCAUGACUGUGUCAGGCUUCCCGAAUAUGUACAUGAUGUACGGACCUCAGGCACCGACUGCAUUUGCCACGGGGCCGUCCUCGGCUGAGUGUCAAGGAGACUGGAUCACGGCAUCUCUGGUAUACCAGCGAGACAAUAACAUCACUAAGUUCGAAGCCACUAGGGAGGCUGAACAGCAAUGGCGAGACCACACUCUCGAGAUGGGAGAGAAGGGGCUAUUCACCAAGGCAAAGAGCUGGUACUAUGGCGACAACAUACCAGGAAAGCCUCGCGAGGCGCUGAACUACAUGGCAGGGCUUCCGACCUACCGAAACAAGAUUUGGGAGUCGGCCAACAACAAUUACAAGGGCUUUGAACUGUCUACGCGUGCAUAA